AUGUCGCACAAAAAUUGAAUUUGAAUUGAAAUGAGAUUGAGGUUAGAUAGUUUGUUAAACAAAACACGAAAUAGCGAUUCAUUUUGUUUUAUUUAUACUAGUUCCGGUGAUUGGCAUAUUUACAAACAGUGUAGCGACCGUGAUGGAUUCUUGUCGCUGCUGCCUCCAGUGUCCUCCGGAAAAGGACCUGACGACACCGUACACACAUAACGGCAAAACAGAAACAUUGUAUGAUUUGUUCAAGGAGUGCUUUAAUAUACAUCUGGUAGUGGGCGGCGCGGGCUCAUGCGGCAUCUGCUCGUCGUGCGUGGGCCGCCUGCGAGACGCGAGCGACUUCAAGCUGCAAGUGCAACGCAGCCAGGCGGAGCUGCAAGCACUGAUUGUUGAAGCGGAGUCUGCGGUCAAACCUGAGCGGGCUGAUGAUGGCGCCAAUGAUGACUCUGUGAUCGAUGUGUUCUAUGAAGUGCCCAUACUGGUCGCACUGUCAGAGGACGGCGAAGAGAAGACCAAGGAAGAUGUUACAGAUGAAGAUCCCCUCGCCAAGUCGGGAACGGAUGAUGUGAUUAGUGACGGCGACUCGUCAGCGGCGGUGUGUUCGGAAAGCAGCACCGUCCGCCCCAGGGAACAGGAAACCCGCAGAAAACAACGCGUACCAUAUCAGAUAACAAGACACACUCGCGCGAAACCUUUUACGUGUAACUACUGUGGUGACAAAUUUAGUCGGAGAUCAACCCUAAAUAGUCACCAGAUGAUACAUACAGGGGAAAAGCCAUUUAAAUGUAGCGAUUGCGACUACAGCUCCAGGCUAAAAACAAGCUUGCUAACACACCAGAGGAUACAUACCGGAGAGAAACCGUACACAUGUAACUACUGUGAUUACAAAUGUAGUCAACAAGCAAGCUUACAAGCACAUCAACUGAUACAUACUGGGGCAAAGCCAUUUAAAUGUAGCCACUGCGACUACAUGUGCAAUCGGAAAGGAAACUUAAUAGUUCACCAAAGAAUGCACACCGGAGAGAAACCGUACACCUGUAGCCAUUGCGAUUACAAGUUUAGUGAUGCUUCUAAGUUACGAAGACACGAAAAGACACAUACUGGCGAGAAGCCUUUUCAGUGUACUCAGUGUGAUUACAGAUUCAGUCGGAGAACACACUUACAAAGACACAAGAUGAUACAUAAUAGGGCAAAGCCAUUUAAAUGUAGCAAUUGCGAAUACGAGUGCAGACGAAACGACGAAUUGCUAAGACAUCAGAAGACACACGCAGGCGAGAAUUAAUUUGUAGCUACAAUUACCCGAGUCGACAAAAACUAACUUUAAAAAAACCGGACAAGACUCCCACCGAGGGUUUAUUCAAAAGUACUUUUUAGUAUUUGUUGUUAUAGCGGCAACAGAAAUACAUCAUCUGUGAAAAUUUCAACUGUCUAGCCAAGCCUGCGAUACAGCCUGCUGACAGACAGACGGACAGCGGAGUCUUAGUAAUAGGGUCCCGAUUUUACCCUUUGGGUACAGAACCCUAAAAAAAUCUGGCAAAAACCCCUAGUGUAGUUUCUAUAAUGAUCGGAAAUAGUCGCCAGUUACCGAUAGAGCAUUAUACUUACUCAACCUCGUAUCUGCAACACUCAUUUGAUGACAAAAACACCC
This is a messenger RNA of Cydia strobilella, 1642 nucleotides long. Its product is annotated as zinc finger protein 501-like. The coding region runs from base 143 to 1276 and encodes 377 amino acids. The transcript is spliced from 6 exons. Gene Ontology annotation, biological process: regulation of transcription by RNA polymerase II. Gene Ontology annotation, cellular component: nucleus; nucleoplasm. NCBI's taxonomy places the organism in Eukaryota, Metazoa, Arthropoda, Insecta, Lepidoptera, Tortricidae. The record is from RefSeq and is a predicted model, not a curated record. Gene Ontology annotation, molecular function: DNA-binding transcription repressor activity, RNA polymerase II-specific; RNA polymerase II cis-regulatory region sequence-specific DNA binding; zinc ion binding.